Messenger RNA from Ambispora leptoticha, 899 nucleotides. The record is from the annotation of a GenBank genome assembly. Lineage: Eukaryota; Fungi; Glomeromycota; Glomeromycetes; Archaeosporales; Ambisporaceae.
AACUCGUUUUCGUCUGGCUCCUACUUUUAUCAGAAUUCAAGGAGCAAACGUUCACGCAGAUCAAGAGAGAUUUGGCCACAGUGAAACUUCCUGCAAACCAUGAAUUUUUCAUAAAGCUCACCGAAGUAGAUCGUAUUGACAUCGAGAAAGCUACAACUAUUAUACCUCUCGACGUGAUUCAUAAACUUGUCGAGGCUAAUAUUCUCAAAGAACAUCAGAACUACACUGUGUCCUUUCAUUCACGUUAUAUCGAUACCUAUUUUAAAGAGGUAAUUCUUGCUGAUGAUGUUGCGAUUCAUAAAUAUCCUAACAUUGAUGAAUUUGCUUUAGCAAUCAUGACGAGUAAUACUAAUAAUAAAACUGAUCCAAAUGAAAAAUUUCCUCAAUUAUACGAGGUGCUUUUAUAUAAGAAAAAAGAUAUAACAGCUAUUCAGAAAAAACUUGGUAUUAACAAUAAUAUAAAUCAAAUGGCAGUGUCGGAAAGCAAGAAAGCGAAAAAACUUGCCGAUUCAUAUGAAUUGCUGUUAGAAUUGGUGAGGGAUUUAAUACCUAUACAGAUGAAACUUGGUAUAGAUAUCAAUCCCAUUUUAGAAGCAGAACUUAGAAGGGAUAAAGCCUCUUCAGAUAAACCAAUUAGAUUAUUUGAUUUGCUUUUAUGCUUAGAAGAUGAUAUAGCGACAAUUCAGGAAGAACUUGAUAUUGACGGUUAUACUAAUCAAGAAAUGGCAGAAGAAGCCGAUAAAAAUGCAAGAGUGUACCUCCGAAAGUUUGAAGAAUUUCAUGGUUUCUUAGAAGAUGUUCCAAGUGUAUUAAUACAGAAAUUCAUCGAUAGUGGGGUAAAGAAAUUUUGGUUUACUGGUGAGGAACUAUCAUUAUUUCUGAAUGUCUCUCUUCAAUAA